GCUCCGCAAGGCUGCUUGUUGUUCCCGCAGAGAGGCAAGAAGAUGGCGGCUGUGUCGAGCGGAGGUGCUGCUGGAUCCACAGCGGCCGGGAUUACGCACUCUACUCGACCAGCCCCCGUAGGCAUGGGUGCCCAGGGCCGAUUACAGACCUCCAGCGGGAUCAGCCACCAUAAAUCCGCCACGGCUACCGGCUGCAUCACUGGUUCCAGCCACAUCCAGCCUAGCAGGCCCCCCCCAGUCCGAGUGGGCUACUAUGAGAUGGAGCGGACCAUCGGCAAGGGGAACUUUGCGGUGGUUAAACUCGCCACACACAUGAUUACCAAAGCCAAGGUGGCCAUCAAGAUAGUAGACAAAACCCAGCUGGAUGAUGAGAACCUGAAGAAGAUCUUCAGAGAGGUUCAGAUCAUGAAGAUGUUGAGGCACCCGCAUAUCAUCCGCUUGUACCAGGUGAUGGAGACGGAGAGGAUCAUCUACCUGGUGACAGAGUACGCCAGUGGGGGGGAGAUCUUCGAUCAUCUGGUGGCCCACGGCCGCAUGGCGGAGAAGGAUGCGCGGCGGAAGUUCAAGCAGAUCGUGGCAGCUGUCCACUUCUGCCACUGUCGCAACAUUGUGCACCGAGACCUCAAGGCCGAGAACCUGCUGCUGGACCACAACCUUAACAUCAAGAUCGCAGAUUUCGGUUUCAGCAACAUGUUCACGCGGGGCCAGCUGCUGAAGACAUGGUGUGGCAGCCCUCCGUAUGCUGCACCGGAGCUCUUCGAGGGCAAGGAGUAUGACGGUCCCAAGGUGGACAUCUGGAGCUUGGGCGUGGUCCUCUACGUGCUGGUCUGUGGAGCCCUGCCCUUUGACGGCAGCACCCUGCAGAACCUGAGGGCCCGAGUGCUGAGCGGGAAGUUCCGCAUCCCCUUCUUCAUGUCCACGGACUGCGAGUACUUGAUCCGGCAUAUGUUGGUUCUGGAUCCCAAUCGGCGCCUCUCCAUGGAGCAAAUCUGUAAGAACAAGUGGAUGAAGCAGGGGGACCCCGAUCCGGAGUUCGAGAGGCUGAUAGCAGAGUGUGAGCAGGUGAAGUCGGAACGGGAGACGGAACUCAUCAACGAGCAGGUGUUGAUGGCCAUGGAUGAAAGGGGUUUCAAACGUGAGGAAACGCUACAGUCACUCCAGACAGACGCCUAUGAUCACUGCAGCGCCAUCUACAGUCUGCUUUGUGAGCGGCUCAAAAAACACAAGACGUUGCGCUUCAAGCCUUCGGGCCCGCGGGGCUUACCUAUCCCUCUCAGCAAUGUGCAGAUGGAUGGCCCGAUCCUCACUGUCCCUCAUGUCCAGUUAAUCAACCCAGAGAACCAGAUUGUAGAGCCCAUCCGAAACAUGGCCCUGGACAGCGACGAGGGGGAGGAGCCCUCGCCGGAAGCCAUGGCACGGUACCUGUCCAUGCGGCGGCACACUGUGGGAGUCCCCGACCCCAGGUCCGACCCGCAGGAAGACCUCCCGAAGGACAUCGACCAUCUCCGCAUGGUCACCCCACCGCCCAUCCCUUUCGUUGCCUUCGGCAACAAUCACAUGCUGGUGCCCCCUCAGAACCUACAGCCUACACAGCAACUAGAGUACAAGGAGCAGUCCCUCCUGCAACCCCCCACCCUGCAGCUGCUCAACGGCAUGGGCCCCCUGGGCCGGAGGGCGUCCGACGGAGGUGCCAACAUCCAAGUGCACGCCCAGCUGCUGAAGAGGCCGCGCGGCCAAUCCCCACUCGUCACCAGCCCUCACCCCAUUCCAGCAGUCGCCCCCGUGGAUGAGGAAGGCUCAGACGGGGAGCCAGACCAGGAGGCCGUGCAGAGAUACUUGGCGAACAGGUCCAAGCGGCACACGAUGCAUGUACCCCUGAGUACGGCGCCCACUGAGCCACCCCCAGACACGCAGAGGCCCCAGGGGGCCCGGCAGAGGGCCUGGGCCCAGGAGCAGCACUGCCGGUCUAGCUACAAGGACUGCAACACGCUACACCUGCCCAUGGAGAGGUUCUCCCCGGUGCGGCGCUUCUCUGAUGGGGCCACCACCAUCCAGGCCUUCAAAGCACAGCUGGAGAACAGUAGCAUCCUCCGGCAGAUCAAGCAGGAGUGUGAGCAGCUGCAGAAGUUGUACUCGGCGCCGCAGGAUGAAAAGUUCCUGGAACACACACAGCAGCAGCAUGUCUUGUACCAGCAAGAGCAACAGUACCUACACCAGCAGAUCCAGGCCCUAUCUUUGGGACAUGGAGAGACGCAGCCCAGCCACCUCACUCACCAGCUCCAAAGGUUGCGUAUCCAGCCGUCAAGCCCCCCCCCAACACAUCCCAGCAAUCAUCUGUUCCGGCAGUCCAACCAGAGCCCUCCCCCAGGCAGUACAGGCAUGAUGCAGGGUCACGGUGGGCCGUCUUCAGCGCAGUACCAGCAUGGUGCCACCCUCUAUCAGACCCCUGGUGGUAGCCCCCCACCCACCAGCCUACCCCGCAACGUUGGCAUGGCCCAAGCCGUCCCCCAGCAGCAAGUGACCAUUCAGGUUCAGGAGGCGGAGCUGGGGGGCGGGGCCCAGCGCCAGGGCUUCCUGAACACACCGUGCCACAGGGUGCUCGGGAAGCAGCUGAGCGCCGACAGUGCCGAGACCCACAGUCGCAGCCUGAGCAGGUUCAGCUACACCCCAGGCUACGACCCAGACCAGUUCAGUCCUCACCUGCUCGGGGAGGCUGGGAGGGGGCCCACGGGGGGUGGGGUGGUGGGUGGGUAUAAUCCCUACCUACAGGCCACUUCCCUCAAAGUGCCAGGGCUGGAGGCCUACCAGAGCAGUGGCUCGGCGGCGGCCGGGGGCUACGGCAGCCCGUCAGCCCUCCAGCAGGCACUGCUGUCUCCCACGCCGCCCGAAUAUCGGCCCUCGCAGCACGUCACGCCCACCCUGCAGGGCCUGCUCUCCCCCCGGCACUCCCUCAGCGGCCAUGCCGACCCCCGGCUGCCCCCGCAGGACUUAGCCGCCCUGCUGAAGCGCCAGACGCCCCGACCGGCUCCCCCGGCCGCCCCACCGCCCCCCGCCACCCCCCAGGACUACAGCGACUUGCUGCUCCUGCGCCACCUGAGCCCGGGCGAGUCCCUGGAGGCCCCUGCCCCCCCUCAAUACCACCACCUGCUGCAGAUCCGACCCCCCGAAUGCCGGCCCCCGCCGCUGCCCCAUUCCGAGAGCAUGGAGGAGGACGAGCCGCCCAGCUACCACGAGGGCCUGCUGGCCAAGGCCGUGGCCUGCGGGGAGGGCCACGAGCUCUUGGCACCCCCACGGGGCGGUACGCCUCCCUACAGCGCCGGCCCGCACCGGCAACCUUACCUGCACAGUGCCCCCGUAGCCAGAGACUCCCCUGGGAGCGACCACGUGGAGUGUCUGCCCUCAGGACAGGUUAUGGAGCUGCCUGACCACAAUGGCACCAGCUACAUGACCCGGGCUGGUCAGGGCGAGGGGUACCGGGCUCGUGGACCCCUGCAGCGGCACCAUACCAUCCAGACCUGCGACGACGCCUACGACCAGGCCGAGCCUAUGAGCGGAAUGAGCCUAUUGGCUGGGAAGGCGCUAAGCUCCGCCCGGAUGUCCGACAUCCUCAGCCAAUCGUCUCUCACAGGAAGCCAGCAGCUGCACCACAGGGAGGAAUCAGUGUGCGACGUAGAGGACGAGUUUCACACUGCUGCCUGCUACCCCUCCUCCUGCACCAGCGAUAUGCUCCUCAGCCUGAAGCCCCCUGACCUGCAGUACAGCAUGGAGCAGGCGGGAGUCUAAUGUAGGAGAAUCCCCUAGUGUAUAAAGGUCCAUUUCAGCCACCUGUGUUGAGCAGCAUCAUGCCAAACCGCCAUUGUCUGUCUGGAAGUUGGGGGGGGGGGGGUGGAGGUUGCCAUGUCAAUUCAGGGGAGGGGAGAAGGAGUCCAUGAGAGACCAUGGAGGGAUGGGGGGAUGGAUGGGGGCUCGACGGCACAGAAUGGUGGGGGCAUUACCCCCAGCAUUCCAUACAGCCACCCUGGGGGUAUGGCCCCCCGGCUCUCUCCAUCUGCCCCUUCAUCCCAGGGGGGGCUGUCAUAUUCUGCCCUUGCUCCCCAUUCUCCCCUCCCACCUCACUUCCCACCCCCCCCCACUGUCGACGGCAACCAGCUGAAGCGGCGGGUCGACACGGCCCCUCCUCUGCUUGUCACCGUGGCGACGUGCCGAAAUCAAAGGCGUAGACUCACGCAAGCAUACUGUACGCACACACGCAGGCACACACACUGACAGACAGACAGACAGACAAGCACACCUCAGAGUAUUCACACCAGGCUUGUGCUUUUCCCUCCGCCCCACCUCCCCUACCUCCCCCCCCGCUGUAUACAAGUAGACCAUUCCGGAGCAGGCUGUGUGCUCAAGGCCUAUGGGGGUCCAGGCUGAGAGCAGCAUGUUCCAUGGGGGUGGCGGGGUGGUAAUGUGGGCAGGCCUUAGGUGUGGGGUUAAGGGGGGAGGCCUCUCUCGUUUUCUCUGUCUCUCUCUCUCUGUCUCUCUCUCUCUCUCUCUCUCUCUAUCACCCUGCA
Brienomyrus brachyistius is the source of this 4559-nucleotide messenger RNA. RefSeq names its product SIK family kinase 3 (gene sik3). Gene Ontology annotation, biological process: intracellular signal transduction; microtubule cytoskeleton organization; protein phosphorylation. Gene Ontology annotation, molecular function: ATP binding; tau-protein kinase activity; protein serine/threonine kinase activity. Lineage: Eukaryota; Metazoa; Chordata; Actinopteri; Osteoglossiformes; Mormyridae. Gene Ontology annotation, cellular component: cytoplasm. The record is from RefSeq and is a predicted model, not a curated record.